Messenger RNA from Chaetomium fimeti, 1092 nucleotides. Its product is annotated as Glucuronoyl esterase catalytic domain from Hypocrea Jecorina. Lineage: Eukaryota; Fungi; Ascomycota; Sordariomycetes; Sordariales; Chaetomiaceae. The record is from RefSeq and is a predicted model, not a curated record. The coding region runs from base 1 to 1092 and encodes 363 amino acids. The transcript is spliced from 2 exons.
AUGGUCGUCUACUCCGGGGAUGCCCUCAAGCUUCCCGACCCGUUCACCUUCCUGAACGGCUCCAAGGUCACCACCGCAGCCCAGUGGCAAUGCAGGAAGGAAGAGAUCAGCGCCCUCUUCCAGCGCUACGAGCUCGGCCCCAUGCCUGCGAAUCCCGAGGUGAAGGCCACCUUCAGCAGCAACCGGCUCUCCAUCACCGUCACCGUCAACGGCAAGGCCCUCACCAUGAACCCGACCAUCCGCAUGCCUUCUUCUGGCCAGGCGCCCUAUCCGGCCCUCAUCGCCCUCGGCGCUGCCUCGAUUCCGGUACCGGCCAACGUUGCCGUCAUCAGCUACAACAACGAAGAGAUAGCCGCCACCGACCCCCGCGGCCGGGGCAAAUUCUUUGACCUGUACGGCUCAUCCACUACGACCGGGGGCCUUGUUGCCUGGGGCUGGGGCGUUAGCCGGAUUAUGGAUGCCCUUGAGCAACUCGGCCCCGAGACGACCAAGAUCGACGCCAAACGUGUCGCCGUCACGGGGUGCUCGCGCAACGGUAAAGGCGCCAUGGUCUCUGGCGCUUUCGACCAGCGUAUCCGCCUGACGAUUCCCCAGGAAGGCGGCUCCGGUGCCAUGGGCUGCUGGCGGAUCGCCGCCCAGAUGAAGAAGAACGGCACCAACGUCGAGGACGCAGCCCAGAUCGUCAACGGCGACCAGUGGUUUACCACCGAAUUUUCCAAAUACGUCAAUGCCCUCGACAAGCUGCCCCACGACCACCACAUGCUGGCCGCCAUGAUCGCCCCGCGGCCUUUCCUCGUUAUCGAGAACUCUGGUAUCGACUACCUCGGCCCCAUCAGCUCGUACGGGUGUGCCACGGCUGCCAAGAUGGUUUACGAGGCUCUAGGCGCCCCGGAUGCCAUGGGCUUCAGCCAGACAGCCCACGGCAAUUCGCACUGCCAGCUGCCGUCGAACCAGAACGGCGACCUCGCUGCGUACUUCAACCGUUUCUUGCUGGACGAGGAGAGCGCCGACUCCAAAGUCUGGAAGCCCGAUCCGAACCUCAACCUAGACAUCAAGCGGUACGUCGACUGGACCGCCCCAGACCUAGCAUAG